AUGGGUUCUCAACAGAACCGACCGGACCCUACAGCUGCCAUCCAGAAGGAGGACCGUCUCCGACGCUUGUACGGAAGGGCCCCGGCUAGAUCGGAUCUUCUGCACAACCAGCUGCAGAGGAAGUAUUUCGACUCUGGCGAUUACGCAAUGCAAGAUGCGCACAAGUCAUCCAGCAUGGGAUCGGUCCAGACAGGCACAGAGCACCCGCUCCGCAGGAACAUUUCUCACCCGUCGGCGCCUGUGCCAACCUCUAGCAAUGUCGAGGAUAACGCGGGGGACAGGCAUCAAGAUGCACCCAAGGAAGCUAGCAGUUCGAAUCAAAUGAGCCACUUGCGCGAGCAGACGGACAAGGACACGCCUAACGCAAAUUGGGAUGGGCAACAAGCAUGUUGA
Colletotrichum spaethianum is the source of this 393-nucleotide messenger RNA. RefSeq names its product mRNA stability protein mug134. Lineage: Eukaryota; Fungi; Ascomycota; Sordariomycetes; Glomerellales; Glomerellaceae. Bases 1 to 393 code for a protein of 130 amino acids. The transcript is spliced from 3 exons. The record is from RefSeq and is a predicted model, not a curated record.